UUACGAUGUGUUCUUGACCUGAUAUUGCGGGGAAAAGCGUAGUCAUCAGUUUGCCGAUAGAAGUAGAAAAUGGAAUCUUGAUCGUAUUAUCUUUGUUGCUCAUCCAUUACUCCUUCUGCAGUAGAAUAAUAUAUAAAGAGAGAAGAGUGCAAUCUAGAACCACAUAGUUAUUUUACUGUGUGAGUGAGAGAGAGAAAAUUAACAUGGGAAGAGGAAGGGUUGUUCUGGAGAGAAUAGAGAACAAGAUCAACCGUCAAGUAACAUUCUCAAAACGCAGAAGUGGGUUGCUGAAGAAGGCCUUUGAGCUUUCUGUGCUAUGUGACGCUGAAGUUGCCCUUAUCAUCUUUUCUAGCCGUGGCAAGCUUUUUCAGUACAGCAGCACUGAUAUUAACAAAAUCAUUGAGAGGUAUCGCCAAUGUCGUUACAGCAAGUCGCAGACUGACGAUUCAUUGGAACACGAUUCACAGAGUUCAUACCAUGAAUUCUUGAAAUUAAGAGCGAAAUAUGAAUCACUUGAGCUGACACAAAGGCAUUUUCAAGGAGAAGAACUUGAGCCACUUAGCUUUAAAGAUUUGCAGAGCCUUGAGAAACAACUAGACAUAACGCUCGCACUAACUCGACAGCAUCAAACGAAGAAACUCUUGGCACGAGCAGAUGAAUUACGCGAAAAGGUUCACAAGUUGGAGGAUCUUAACAAACAAUUAGAGUCCAAGGAAAAAGAUGAAUUCUCAAGCUUCAUCCUUGACAAUAACAAUUACAUUCAAGUGCAUGCUACACAAGGUGAUCAAUUUGAGUCUGGGACAACACUAAACACAUGUAGGUUUCAACGCCAAGAUUCAAAGGAAAAAGCAAUUGAUACCAAGACAGACGGUAGUCAAAGCAGUCACAACAAAAACAAAGGAUGGCUAUUGUGAAUAUUCAUUUAAUUUACAUGUUGAAAAAAAAUAUCUAUCAAUAACUCAGGGGUGCCCAUGUAUUGGUAUAAUUCACAAAAUAGUUUAUAUAAAGUAUUAUUUCUACUAAACACACACAUUGUUCCUAAAAUAAGAUAUUGUACUUUAUGCAACAGUAAAGAGGAAAAAUUAUGUAUUUCAACUAUCAUUGUAUAAAUUGUCAUUAGAAGAUGUUCUUAAAUAUUGAUAUUUUA
Messenger RNA from Glycine soja, 1147 nucleotides. RefSeq names its product truncated transcription factor CAULIFLOWER D-like. NCBI's taxonomy places the organism in Eukaryota, Viridiplantae, Streptophyta, Magnoliopsida, Fabales, Fabaceae. The transcript has 8 exons. Gene Ontology annotation, biological process: positive regulation of transcription by RNA polymerase II. The record is from RefSeq and is a predicted model, not a curated record. Bases 204 to 914 code for a protein of 236 amino acids. Gene Ontology annotation, cellular component: nucleus. Gene Ontology annotation, molecular function: protein dimerization activity; DNA-binding transcription factor activity, RNA polymerase II-specific; RNA polymerase II cis-regulatory region sequence-specific DNA binding.